Aspergillus steynii IBT 23096 is the source of this 1182-nucleotide messenger RNA. RefSeq lists its product as uncharacterized. The record is from RefSeq and is a predicted model, not a curated record. NCBI's taxonomy places the organism in Eukaryota, Fungi, Ascomycota, Eurotiomycetes, Eurotiales, Aspergillaceae. Bases 360 to 953 code for a protein of 197 amino acids. The transcript has a single exon.
CCUACCCCGGCGUACUGUGCACGGAGACGUUUUCUCCCUGUCUACUACCUCUCGAUUUCCUGAUGCACGAUGACUUUCGGAUUGGAAAUUGCUCCACGAAACAGGUUUUCCCCCGUCCACCCGGGGGGAACCUCGUAUGGAGCAAGACAAUGGCGCCUUGGCCGCACACACCACCUCCCAGUCCCGACCGUCUGACGCCCACGAGGACCUGCGGAAGGAUGGAGGACGGACGGAGUAUAGUCUAGCUGGGAGCUACUUUACGAUGGCCACCAUCCCCAGAGCUGAUUAAUCCGGCCUGGCCUGCACCGGUCGUUCACCAAGGAGGUGGGGCAUGGCUGUCCAGUGGAGAGGUGACCGGGAUGGCACUCGGACCUUCUGCGCCGGGAAAGUCCAUUCACAUCACAAGGUGCUCUCACCGUCGUCAUUGUGCUGCCGCCGGGCUGGCGCCUGCGUCCCUUCGUGGGGGACCUCCGGCAAGUAAUCGGGCAGAGAGAUGCCCUGGAUCUGGUCGCCCAAUGUGGGCGUGGACGGGACUGGACUGGACGAUGCAUGCCGUAUGCACAUGUACGAGUAGUUACGGCCCAGGUACAUCCCUACCUACAGAGUACAGACAGCCAUCCAGUCGACACUGGAUCGGCAUUGGCUCGCUGGAGGAACCCUUCCAGCCCCAGUGCUUGAGACGUGAUACAAUCGAUGCAGCAACAUCCAUCGCUACCACAAGUAUGUAUGCACCUGACAUGCAAACCGACGGUAUACGUCAUUUCCUCCGCGACCCAUCCAUCUCGACAGAUGGUGCGCGUGGUCGGUCUACGGACUCGGAUGGACCAUUGGAUCGGCCGCCAUCACCGCCACCUCCCAUACUUCAGGAUAGACUCUGCGCGAAACCCCUUCAACCCUUCAACCCGGCAGGGUGUCCGUCUCGUUUAACUGAGCUUGAUUCUGGGUGGAAUUAGGGAACUGCGCCGGUGGCUUGGUUCCCCAGACGAUUGUUUAUUCGGGACCACUUCUGCAACCGUGUCGAUGCUCCCGGAUUGGGCUAGAGCCUCCACGAUGCCAUGGUUCGACGAGGAGCGACAGGUCCGGGGAGAUCCAACGAGCAUGCCUUGAAGGGGAUUUGGAUCAAAGAGCAACGUGUCUCGAGUUGGCGGGGGUGUAGACUCGGACGAUUCAUCCAGUCGUGCU